AUGCUGAAUUGCACAUCUGCGUGCAUUCGCAACUUGGGCGCCGGCGCUCGUCUGGGGACAACACGUUUUCGAGGCGGAUAUGCAGUACACAGACAGUUUCUAAUACCUACAGCUCAACAACUGCGAAAGAAUUCGUCCUUUGGGUCCUUUGGAUCCUUUGCAAAAACUGAAGCGUUUGCACUCGACGACGAGGAAGAAUCAGACAGACGGGGCCCGCGCAUCAGGACUGGAAGAAGAGAAGCACCAAGAAGAAGAUCGGCGGAGAAUAGGAGAAGGGAUGAUGAUGAUGGUGAUGGUAGAGCAUUUGACACCUCAGAUCGCAAGGUGCGGUUAGUGGAAAGUUUGAGGUAUACUCGCCACCAAGCAAAAGAAUCACGACGGAACAAGGGCAGCAAUAAUGCUGGUAUGGGUAACAUCAAGGAAGUCAAGAUGCUCGAGGCGCUGGCCAAAACCCGCGAAAUGCCGCAGUCGAUCAACCCGACUGUGGUGAACAAGGAGUUGAAAUGGUUGCAAGACCCAAAAGAAAUGUCGAUUCGUAUCGCAAGGCUUUUGCAAGCGGAUCAGGUUGCUCUGGCUGUUGCGAUGAUUCGUAAAGCAGAGGCGUUGAAGAUGGAGUGUGCGGUCGCUUGGAAUAGGUUGCUUUCGUAUUGUUUUUAUAAGUCUGCGCCUGAGGCGGCAUUCAGUUUCUAUAAUGAUAUGAAAAAAAGACAUCGCCAGCCGACGGACCGAACGUACACGAUCAUGCUAAAGGGAUUGUCCACGCAAAUCAAAAAGCCCGGGUGGAAUCCAGUUCCAAUCGCGCAGAAAAUCUACAAGCAAUUGCUCGACCCAAAAUCACCCGUCCCGCCAUCACACUACCACCACCAUGCAAUGCUCGAAGUAUGCGGCAACUAUCAUAACAUGGAUGCGCUAUGGAACGUGGUCGGCGAGCUUCCGGAGCAAGGCUCCGCUCGACCAAACGCCCAGACAUAUACUGUUAUUCUCAUGGCGUUGCAGAAUAACUUUGAGUAUGCAAUCGAGUCUCUACCGCAAGACGACCCUGAACAAGUCAGUCUUAAGAUGAGAAGUGCGAAGCGCGAGGCCCUACUUCUGGAUGUGAAGAGGAUUUGGGCAGAUGUCAUGAGCCAAUGGAAGGAUGGCGAGUUGGAGCUUGACAAUGAACUUGUCAGCACAAUGGCCCAGAUCUUGCUGGACCCGUUGGACGAGUCGAGUUCGUACAAUGUGUUGGCUCUCUUCAACCAGACCCUCGGCGUUCCUAUCUUUGCUCGCAAACCUCAGAGUAGAGCCAGUUUGUUUGAGUCUGAGUCUAAACCAAGCGAGGAGGAACUAAACAAGGAGGAGCCAACCGAGGAGGAGGGCGUGGUGCCGCCGGAAGAAGUCGUUAGCGAGGUCACGAAUGCGUCCGAAGUUGUUAGCGAGGAGCUAGAUCUUGAGAAAGAUGGAGAGGCAGAGAUGGAAACACCAUCUGAGCAAGACUCGCCAUCGGAAAAGACCCUCGAUCCCGCGGACGAAAAGGUGUAUGUGGAAGACCUCGAAGACGUUUUCGACCCGGUGGAGCGGAAAAAGGGUAGUUCGGACCCUUCUGAACAGGUCACGCCAAAUAACGUAAUCCUGAACUCGGUUCUGAAAACGUGCCGGAUCAUGACGCAAGGAACAUCUGCUGGAAGACAGUACUGGAAGUAUUUCACCAUAGAAGGUGGCCCCGACAAUGCUCACAAAAUCCAACCCGACCUUCCCAAUUUCCACGAAUACCUACGACUUCUCCGAGUUGCGCGAUCCAGCCAGGGAGCCGUCGACUUGAUACGGGAUCAGAUGGUUCCAGCUCUUGACGUUCGAGGGAUCACGUUCCACCUUGCCAUGAGCUGCUGCUUGCGGGAUCGUCAGAACCCGAAUGUGUUCCUGAACGCGCAAGAAAUGCUUUCUCUGAUGGAGAAAAGCCUGCCUCUGUCGGACCCCCGACCCUUGCAAGGGUUCCUCAAUCUUGUCGAUGCAUUGAUAUCGAACCCUCAGUGGCUUUUGGGUUUGAGAGGUCUAACUAGCUCUGACCAAGCUACCACUAACCUCACUACCAUGGGGCGCAACUUGCGAUGGUCGUUGCAAAAGGCAGCUGUCACCAGCCUCGAGCCGCACGUCAACCGCCUGUAUGAAGUGAUGGAGGACCCUAGGGGUGUCCAUUCAUCCGGAUAUACCCCCGAGUCGCGGCCGGGCAUGGUCAACGGCUUUUAUGCCCUCAACUUUAUGGUCCAGACCCGCCAGAUGCUUGAUAAGCUACUUAGCACGCAUUACAAAAACACUCUGUCCGAGUUGGAUCGUCAAUGGCUGCGGGAAUUGGCUACCAAGCUGAGGAAGUUUUCCAAGCCUGAUGUCGCGCUUCAGUUUGAGAAUUCUCAACUUACGCCGCUGCCACAGCAUUGGGAGGCUAUAGGUGGACGUUAA
Talaromyces rugulosus is the source of this 2436-nucleotide messenger RNA. RefSeq lists its product as uncharacterized. NCBI's taxonomy places the organism in Eukaryota, Fungi, Ascomycota, Eurotiomycetes, Eurotiales, Trichocomaceae. The transcript is spliced from 2 exons. The record is from RefSeq and is a predicted model, not a curated record. Bases 1 to 2436 code for a protein of 811 amino acids. Gene Ontology annotation, molecular function: protein binding.